CACUCUCCCUUUCCCUCUCUCAAUUCUUCUUCCUUUCCAGGCUGUGACACUGGGCUGCUCUUCCCCACACGUUCAUCUACAGCUCAUGUUGAAGUCUCACCCAAAACACCCUUUAAAACCAAUGCCGUCACCAUUUGCCUGUGGGUGAAACCAACUCAGGUGCUCAACAAGACCAUCCUCUUCUCGUACAGUACAACUGGCAAUGCCUACGAACUCCAGCUGGUGUUGAAUGGACAGAGUGUCUUCUUUACCGUCGAUGGUGAAACCCAUUUGGUGCAAGCUUCAGGGGCAGCUCGAGAGGGUCAGUGGGUGCACAUUUGUGCAGUCUGGAGUUCACAGCAGGGCUUGGCUUCACUGUGGGUGAAUGGUCAACAAGCUGCAAGCUCUCCUGGAGUGGCUGAAGGUCAUGAGUUACGCAGCAAAGGAAGCAUACUAUUGGGGCAAGAGUAUGGACGUUUAUUCAGGCAUCUUAGUAUCCCCGACACAUUUGAUGCGGAGCUGGCCUUCACAGGGAAGAUGACUGGAGUGAACAUGUGGGACCGCGUUUUGGAUUCAAAAGAGAUAUCUCAGCAAGCGCGGCUGGAUGGGAGUGGUUGUGGUAUCCGUGGUAAUGUGGUGGCAUGGGGCGUUUCUGACAUUGAGCCAAAAGGGGGUGUCAAAUUAUUAUACUAAAUUUAUCUACUGUCUUAACCACCUGAGCCCUGUAUACAAAUCAGCUGAGCUCCUACAAGCACAUAUUAAGAACCUGCUUUGCUACACCUACACAAAACAAUCAUUUUCCUCUCCUUAAAUGUGCAAAAAAUGUGCUCCCUCAUAGGGAAAAUGUGAUUUAGCAAGUUACAAUAGUUAAACUGCUGCCAUUGGAGGGACAUUAUAUCAUAUAUCUUUUUUUUAUUAUUACAAACUGUUCUGUUUUACAAGAAUGUUUAAUACAAAACGGAGGGAUUUAAAAAAAAAAAUUAUUAUGUAUCGUCAAACUAUUUAUCUUGAUUGGUAAUGUUUACAUUCAGAUUUUACUUAAUUUUUAAUCUAUUUGUAAUGUAAUACUUCAGUCCAUUGUUAUUUUUAUGCUUUUUUUUUUUCAAACUAUAGGCUCUGUUACAUAUCUUGUGAUGGCCAUUUUAAAAUAUUUUGUUAUAGAGUUCUGUAUGUUAUAGAGUAUGUGAGUUCUGCUAAUUAAUAACUUUUUUGUCUUUGGUUUGUAUUUUUACCACAAGAUGGAUGCUAUGUUUUGAUGACAGAACUGUGGAAAAUUUUUACAAAUUGUGACUUUAUUUUUAUGUUUCCGCUGAUG
Sinocyclocheilus anshuiensis is the source of this 1294-nucleotide messenger RNA. Its product is annotated as pentraxin-related protein PTX3-like. Gene Ontology annotation, molecular function: complement component C1q complex binding. NCBI's taxonomy places the organism in Eukaryota, Metazoa, Chordata, Actinopteri, Cypriniformes, Cyprinidae. The record is from RefSeq and is a predicted model, not a curated record. The annotation marks the transcript as partial. The transcript has a single exon. Gene Ontology annotation, biological process: innate immune response.